GUCACUACGUAGCGUCGCGUUGCGUCGAGGUCGUCUCUGUCCUUCACAUCUCUCCACAUCUCCUCGGUUCGUCUCUGCUCUUCGACUGAGUAACGAUGGCUCUACUCACAACCAACAGGUUUCUGUCCGGCCUGGGGAACCUGACCCCGUCCCUGGGAGUCCUGUCCACCCGCCAUAGUUCUUGGUGGAGUGGAGUGGCAAUGGGCCCACCUGAUCCCAUCCUGGGGGUGACUGAGGCUUUUAGGAGGGACACUAACCCCAAAAAGAUGAACCUGGGGGUGGGAGCUUACAGAGACGAUCAGGGCAAGCCCUUUGUGCUCAGCUGUGUUCGCAAGGCAGAGGCCUUGAUUGCUGCCAAGCAGCUGGAUAAGGAGUACCUUCCCAUUGGUGGUCUGGGAGAGUUUACGAAGGCUUGUGCCCAGCUGGCACUUGGUGCUGACAAUGAGGUCCUGAAAAACAGCAGGAGCAUUACUGUGCAGACCAUUUCAGGAACUGGGUCCUUGCGUAUUGGAGCCAACUUUUUGUCCCGAUUUCAUACAGGUCCACGAGAUGUGUACUUGCCCAAACCCUCUUGGGGUAACCACACACCCAUCUUCAGAGAUGCAGGGAUGCAGCUCAAGGCCUACAGAUACUAUGACCCCACAACCUGUGGUUUUGACUUCAGUGGAGCGCUUGAAGACAUCUCUAAAAUUCCAGAGCAGAGUGUGAUUCUGCUGCACGCCUGUGCACACAACCCCACUGGUGUGGACCCUCGGCCUGAACAGUGGAAAGAGAUUGCUGAAGUUGUAAAAAAAAGGAACCUGCUUGUCUUCUUCGACAUGGCCUACCAAGGGUUUGCUAGUGGAGAUAUUAACCGUGAUGCCUGGGCAGUUCGUUAUUUCAUAGAUAAGGGUCACAACAUCCUGCUGUCUCAGUCCUUUGCUAAGAACAUGGGUCUCUAUGGUGAGCGAGUUGGAGGGUUCUCUGUGGUGUGCAGUGAUGCUGAUGAAGCUAAAAGGGUUGAAUCUCAGCUCAAGAUCCUCAUUCGGCCAAUUUACUCCAAUCCGCCAAUGAACGGCGCCAGAAUUGCCACAACUAUUCUUAACACACCUGAUCUGUAUUCACUGUGGUUGGAGGAAGUUCAUGGCAUGGCAAAUCGGAUUAUCAAAAUGAGGGAACAGUUGGUGGCUGGUCUGAAGAAGGAAGGUUCCACUCACAACUGGCAGCAUGUCAUUGACCAAAUUGGGAUGUUUUGCUUCACAGGCCUCAAACCGGAACAGGUUGAAUGUCUGAUAAAGGAGUAUUCUGUGUACAUGACCAAGGAUGGUAGAAUUUCUAUGGCAGGUGUGUCCUCUGGAAACGUGGAAUACCUGGCUCAUGCGAUCCAUGCUGUCACGAAGUAGAGCGGUUCUGUGAUAUUGAGCUACAAAAUCAAAAAUGCUUGAGGAGUUCCUGGGUCACCUCUUUUCUCCUACAUUUUGCUUAUAGCUGGCGGACUUAUUUUUUGUCAGCUUUUCUUCACACUGGUUUCAGUUUUAAAAUUACUUUUAGAGUUUAAACCCCCCUUCAAUUUCUUUGUAAACAUGCUAAAUGUGACUGAACCUGCAUUUGAAUUAAGGUGUGCUAUUUCUAUAAAGGUUUAACUUUUAGUGGACAGUUAAUAUAAACAAAGCCAACAUUUGUUUUCUUAAAUGUUGAUCUUAAAAAUUAUUUUGCACUUUAGACGUUCAGGCACUUGUUUUUUUUUUUUUGUAAUGACUGGCUAAAGCCCUACUUAUGUCAGCUACUUGGUUUAGGUCAUAAACUGAAAUGCUCACACUCGCCAGUCAAUAAUCAAUCAUGUUUGUAAAAUGCUGCAGAAUUAAACACACCAGUCAAAUGGAGAGGUCGGUGAUGCAGACUGUAGAUGAACUGUAAAUGUUUUAUAGUCCCAGUUUGUCCUAGUUUAAGUCUUUGAUUGUGUGACUGCAAAUGGUUGUGUGGAAGUAUAAAUGACUGUAAUGGCAAAGAGGAGACAUGCAACUCUCAUUGAUAUUGAUACAAAUUUGGUUCUGUUCUGUAAACUGAAAACCAAUCUUCAAAAAUCCAACUCAAACCUGUUAUAUUGCAUUUUUAUCAUACAAAGCAGCUUGUUAUUGGUCAUGUUCAUCACUGAACUUUAAUAAACUAUGGUGGUAAACUUG
This is a messenger RNA of Boleophthalmus pectinirostris (great blue-spotted mudskipper), 2162 nucleotides long. Its product is annotated as aspartate aminotransferase, mitochondrial. Bases 96 to 1382 code for a protein of 428 amino acids. The record is from RefSeq and is a predicted model, not a curated record. The transcript has 10 exons. Gene Ontology annotation, molecular function: L-aspartate:2-oxoglutarate transaminase activity; pyridoxal phosphate binding. Gene Ontology annotation, biological process: L-aspartate catabolic process; biosynthetic process. Gene Ontology annotation, cellular component: mitochondrion. NCBI's taxonomy places the organism in Eukaryota, Metazoa, Chordata, Actinopteri, Gobiiformes, Gobiidae.